Molecule: messenger RNA, 786 nt
Organism: Cylicostephanus goldi
Lineage: Eukaryota; Metazoa; Nematoda; Chromadorea; Rhabditida; Strongylidae
Source: the annotation of a GenBank genome assembly
AUGGAUAGCGGUUCGCAAUAUAGUUUUAUUUGCACCGUAGUGGCCAAACAUCUGGGCCUGACAUUCAGGAAUACGAGAGAAGUCACGACUCUGACGUUUGGAGGACAUCAACUUACGGAAGAAUCGAACGAGAAACUUCCAUCAGGACUCGUCCUGUCGCACACUAGAUUUGGGCCAGUUUUAUCCGGUCUGCAGCGUUCUGUAGUUUCCAAUAACCUUUCAGCUACCACUACCUCGGAUAAGGACGAGCCAGAGAGCGAGCAACUUAUGCGUACCUUUCUUGGCCUCGACACACUCGAAUUGGACGGAGGCGAAGAUACGGAGAAUGACGGAGUCAUUAGGCAGUUUUACGACACAGUUACCAUUGUUGACGGUAGCAUCCACGUUUCUUUUCCAUGGAAAUCGGACCAUCCUCCCCUUGCGGACAACAAACCUUUGGCCUUUCGUCGACUGCAGAAUCAGUACGAGAAAUUUCGCGCGAAUCCAUCUGCCUGGGAAGAUUAUUGUAGGAUAUUUGACGAGCAGUUGCGAAGUGGUAUAAUAGAGGAUGUUACGGAUGCUCCCCUCCAAGGACCUAAUAUCUAUUAUAUUCCGCAUCAAGCCGUUUAUAAAGAGGACAGUUCCACCACCAAGCUGAGGAUCGUCUUUGAUGCGUCAAGUCAUCAGAAAGGCUGUCCAAGCCUCAACGAUUGCUUGCAUCAAGGACCUUCCUUAUUGCCAGAUCUAGUAGGAACGUUGAUGCGAAGUCGUUUUCACCGUUACCUUAUUAUUGCCGACGUGGAAAAA